Daldinia caldariorum is the source of this 974-nucleotide messenger RNA. RefSeq lists its product as uncharacterized. The record is from RefSeq and is a predicted model, not a curated record. Bases 236 to 940 code for a protein of 234 amino acids. The transcript has 2 exons. Lineage: Eukaryota; Fungi; Ascomycota; Sordariomycetes; Xylariales; Hypoxylaceae.
UAAGCCACGAGGCAUGGACCACGAUGGAUUAGAGGUAUAUUUGUCUGCACUAGUCUUCCAUUAUUAUCACUUUUUUUCUCUCCACAUUCAAAUCGAAUGUCUGUUACCUACUUCAAUCUCGACUCCCCCCCCUUCAUCAGCUACUAAUUAGUUGGCACCUGUCUUCAUGCUCUAAUAAGACUUCGAGGGGUUCUAUUACCAACUUGAAAAAGUAGACACAUUAUUUUCGGUACAGAUGCCGCCUCAAAUUGCAGCUACGGCUAGUCCUCCCUUGGGCGAGGAGACUAGCGGUUUCGUCAAGACCGAAGACACCGAAGACGGCGAGCCCCGUCAUAAACGCAAGAGAGAUGAAGACGAAACAAAUCCAACCCCAUUGAAACUUCAAUUUUAUGAAGUUGACGAAAACAACAUUAUCAGGGCUCUCUACCCCUGCCCGGCCAGUGAAUCGAAAAGGGUUCCGCUUCCAGCCCGCAAAGGCAUUUUGGUGCCCAGAACCGGUCGUAAUCCAAUUCAGUGGCGACCACAUGGUGAAGUCGCCGUAGAAGUUACGGAAUUCAAGGAGGCAAUAGCCCUUCAUGAUUUGGUGGAUGGGAGCAACGUUGACCUCAUGGUCGUUUCCCGAGAUUAUGCCAUCAUUCAGGGCCAAAGUGACCAGGUAAUGGAAAUGUUGAAGAGCGUAUCUGAUUUAUGGAAUUCAGAUGGCAAAAUCAAUCUGCUCUUUUCCAAACUUUAUGUAUCAGGAAAAAGCGGACUUUCAGUUCGGCGAAAGAUGAGGAAGGGGGGCCUAGUCGACAUUCACCGCAAAUAUAUACCGAUGGAUUGGAAGGAAGCAGCCCAAUUGAUGAAUAAGGCCUUCACUUCGGUAAACGAUCUUCCUCUCAUCAUCAUUGACGUUAGACGAAAAGAAAACCCGCCGCAAGAAGGUAGUAAGCCUUUGUAAUACGGACGUCGAUUAGUGCCGAUCCCGGAUGGCU